AUCAACAGUAAUGUUUAAAUUUUUUACUAUUCUCUGCCUCGUGGGCUUAGCUACUGCUGCGAACUUUGGCUAUAAUUACCAGAGUGCGGUCAGUUCACAAACGCCAGUUGCAACUGGCAUUGGCAACAUAAAAACAGUGCAACCUGCCGCUAGUGCGCAACAUUUGCAAACUGCACCUUCAACUGUUGAUUUCGUGAAACAUUUUUACUAUUUUUCCGCACCUGAAGAGAAAUUAAGUCAACGAGAGGUCAUACAACAUGCGGCGUCGACACCGGUGCAGAAGAAAUUAAAUGUUGUUGUCAUAAAAGCACCAGAGAAUCAUAGUUACCAGAAGGCAGUACAACAGUUGGUGCCGAGUGCCACCAACGAACAAAGAACACAAAUUUAUGUGCUUAACAAGGAGCCCAGUCAUGCUGCCUCUGUGAAUCAGCACAGGCAAGUACAGUAUGUGCAGCCAGUGCAGCAUGUGCAACAUAAACCAGAGGUACACUUCAUAAAGUAUCAGACCUCAGACGAUGUACAACGUAUACAACAGAAUAUAUUACAGCAGUACGGCAUUUCACCAGGACAAGUGCAUACCGUCACUGCUCCAGUUGUUAACUUUGUUGGCAGUAGCACUCCUGGCAAGAGUUCAUAUCAAACUGCUGCCACAAAUGUUAAUCGUGCUUAUUUAGCACCGAACACUAAAGUUGAUAACAAUUAUGCUAAGAACUUUUUGCCCAAUGGUGUUGAUGUUGUACCCGGAAGUUCCUAUUUACCACCAGCAUUGGUAUUAUAAGUGUUCCGUGGAAUUUUCUUUCAAUUAUUAAAAUUUAAUGAAUUAUGUUAUGAUUU
Messenger RNA from Teleopsis dalmanni, 834 nucleotides. RefSeq lists its product as uncharacterized. The record is from RefSeq and is a predicted model, not a curated record. NCBI's taxonomy places the organism in Eukaryota, Metazoa, Arthropoda, Insecta, Diptera, Diopsidae. The coding region runs from base 11 to 778 and encodes 255 amino acids. The transcript has 2 exons.